AUGUGCUUGAUGGUCGACGAGAAUGGUGGGAACAUCUCUGCGUCGUGUCUUCCGCUGGUCUUCAGAGAGUGCAACGUGUCCGAAUCGAGGCAACACUGGCGAUGGGUUGACGAGCACUAUCUAGUCACUGCUCUUGACUCCAGAGUUGUCAGAUUUGGGCGUGCAGGUGAACAGAUAUGUGCCGGCGUCAUGAAUCAGACAACUGCGACGGAUGCACAAAUGCAGAGGUUGCACAUUGACCUCGAAGGACGUCUGUCGCUCAUUCAUUCCGCCACGCCAGGGCUCUGCGCGGAGGCGAGGACCCCGAAGUUCACCCUUUCUGCUGGCGGCUACGUUAUGUCCCUACCGGGGCAGGGAUGCACGGGCGCAACCAAUCCUGCUGGCCAGAAUGAGUGCAAGAAGGCUGCGAAGGCAUUGGGCCUCGUCUGGCUCGGGGAUGCUUAUCGAAACGAUUCUACUCGGUGCUUCCUCAAUACCGACGACAGAGGAGUCAAAUUCAACGUUAACGCGACGGGGACUGGUUUUCCUGAGCAGGCAGAGGCGUUGCACGGCGUUUGCAGGGAGGAGGUGCUCGCCGUGGCGGCCGACUGCAACUCGGAUGAUCCCGGCAGGCAACUAAUUAGCACGCCUUUGCCAACAUGUGCACGGGUUCGCACUGAGUUUCCCAUCGGCGAUGAUGGAGAGGCUUUGGAGGACCCAGGUCCUCAAAGUGAUGACCUAAACAGUUGGUCCGGGAGGUCAUCCCAUUGGCAGGUGGUGGCAGCGAGACCUUUCGAUGGGAAUUUCGAAGGCAAGGGAAGCAAGAUGAAGUCGAAGCGCCAAAAGCCGCAACUGAUCGAGUUCACAGCGAAGCAGUACAAGCAAAAGCCUGAGUGUAAAGCUCUGAUAUAUGACAACUUUGCAGUGCUUUCCAAAGAGAAUCCAUGUCACUACGUCUCCAUGAACUUGCCCAAGAGCGUGAGCGAGGCGAAUGAGAACAUGGAGCAGGGUAAAGCUGGUUGGUGGGCCUACAGCAUGAAUACGGAAGGGGAAGAAGAAGAUCUCGGACAUCAAGCUGGGUAUACCUACGAGAACAUUUUUGGCUGCUUCAAGCGUGAGAUGGCGCGAGACUAUGGCCUGGACAUAAAGGAUCUAAAGACCAAGCUCUCCAUUGGCGCUAUCAAGUUGGUGACGUCUAUUGCGUCGUAUGGUUGUGCUUGGUUGCCUGACGGCCCAGUCACGGCACCUGGGGGAUUUGGCGAAAAGGUGAAAAUUCCUGCCCUUUGCGAGACGGCGGCGAGCCUCGUGUCCGCCACGGAGGCAGCAGCGCAAGAGUUUGCCGCACUGAAAUUCAAGAGAACAUAUCGGCGCGAGAUGAAGGCAGAUUGCGGUGGCCUGAAAUCUUCAAUGGCCAGGAUCUUCUGCGACUUGUAUUGCAUCAAGGACGCUGUGGUGGAGGGCGACAGGCUCAUAAACGAGAACAUCGAGGAAGCAACGUCGUCAUUGAACACCAACAUGGACGCUUUGAUGGAGUACUACACAGGACUUGUGGGCGACAAGGUUGAUGGAAUCCAAGAGUUCUUGGCCGACCAAGGGAGCAGCAGCUUGGCGUCCGUGAGGGCCGCAGUCACAAGCGCGCUCCAGGAAAUGCAUGACAUAGCUGGAGCACAGCUGCCUGCAAGUUCCAGAAGUGCAAUCUCGCGUUCACUUGCACGCUUCACUGAAGAGGCAAGGGGUGUGGCGAAGUCCAAUAUUUCGGCCGUUGCAGCGGCGCAGCUGUGGAGAAAUGUCCAGCAGUUUCACGGCGUCCUCCGCCACCUCCACAGGCAGGGCCGCGAGGACCAGGCGAGCACACUGGCAAGCCGCGUAGCCGAGAGCGUGCUCCACCUGAACGACCUUGCCCUGUCGCGGUCGACACUUUUGGGCAUUUAUGCCUGGAAUUCGCACCGUGCAAGGAAACGGCACCAAGAGCUUCAAGCACUCGCGCAUACCACAAAGACCAAGGCAGACGUAGCUCUUGAGCUGGAAGAGCUUCGUCAGUCUUCUGACUCUAGCCUCCUUCUUCAGUUGGACGAGGCUUGGUGGACACUGCGGAACUCGAUUGACUCCUACUUGUCAGAUGCGCAGGUGCAGGCCAAGAGCUAUUCUGAGACAGCUCAGUUGCUUAGUGAUUACACAUCUUCGUGUGGCAUUAGCUUUCCAAUGCUGCGCCGCGGCUACCAGCAUCUCGUGGCAGUUGAGGAGGCAACACAUGCCACAUUGAAGAAAUCAUGGAACACCGCAGUGUACAUUACCGGUUUGCUGGCUGCCAAAAUCCAAGACGGAGAUGCUCUGAAAAGGCUUGCGCGCAUGAAUCUCCGAGGUGAGGAUACAUUCAGCGAGAUUACCAGCAACAGUUCGUUGGUUGCCAGGGUGUGUGCGAUGGAGGUUCCUGAGGAGUUGACCGCUGUACUUGCGACCCAGAUACGCACCGGGCUUGCGGGGCAGACGCUCCUGCAAGUGCGGACAGCAGUGGAGGAGGUGGUGAUGUUGGCAGAGCGCAUGGAUUUUGCUGGCAUGCCCGUGCCCGUUCAACAGGAAGAGGCAAUAGAACAGUCGGUGGAUCGGAUCACAUCAUCCUUGAAGGAGUUGAGCGAUGACCUCCCAACUCUCACGGAGGCUGCCGCAGCGAAGCUCCGAAAGGAACUGCAAGAAGCAGGUCGUUGUAAGUGA
Symbiodinium natans is the source of this 2691-nucleotide messenger RNA. NCBI's taxonomy places the organism in Eukaryota, Dinophyceae, Suessiales, Symbiodiniaceae. The record is from the annotation of a GenBank genome assembly.